Epithele typhae is the source of this 681-nucleotide messenger RNA. RefSeq names its product EF-hand protein. Bases 1 to 681 code for a protein of 226 amino acids. Gene Ontology annotation, molecular function: calcium ion binding; cytoskeletal motor regulator activity; myosin heavy chain binding. NCBI's taxonomy places the organism in Eukaryota, Fungi, Basidiomycota, Agaricomycetes, Polyporales, Epitheliaceae. Gene Ontology annotation, cellular component: cytoplasm; myosin II complex. The record is from RefSeq and is a predicted model, not a curated record. The transcript is spliced from 4 exons. Gene Ontology annotation, biological process: actomyosin structure organization; mitotic cytokinesis.
AUGUCCGAACUCGAAGCCCCUCCGUUGUACAGUCAUGUCGCGUACCCUUACGGCCUCUCUGCGGACAUCACGCCGACGAGCUCGCCGAGCAAGCUCACAAAGGCGCAGAAGUCGCGCGCGCGCCGCGAGCCCUCCGGCGUGUUCUCGCUCUUCUCCCCGCCCCAGAUCCAGCAGUUCCGCGAGGCGUUCUCGCUCAUUGACCGCGACGGAGACGGCUCGUCGGCGAGCAGGACCUCAAGCACAUAUUUGCCUCGCUCGGUGAGCCUCCCCUCUCCCCCUCUCCUCCCGCGUGCUCCCGCCGCUCACCCGCUCCUCGCCGACCGCCCAGGCGACGCGCGGCGCGGCCCCCGGCGCGCCCUCGGACGACGGAGGCGCGGGAGCGGGGGCGACCGCGGGAUCACCUUCCCGAUGUUCCUCACCAUGAUGGGCGAGCACCUGUACGACUUCGACGCCGAGGCGGAGCUCGUCGCCGCGUUCGAGUGCUUCGACGAGUCCGACUCCGGCCUCGUCAACUGCGACGAGGUCCGCCGGUGGCUGGGCGACGUCGGCGAGCGCAUGGACGAGCACGAGAUCGACAAGUUCCUGAAGGGCCCGUUCACGCGGAACGGGCAGUUCAACUACCGCGAGUGGGUCAAGGUGCUGAGGAUCAACACGGACAAUGAUGAGCCCGAGUCGCAGUGA